AUGGCUAUCCUUGAUCCAGAGUACGGAAAGAUGUACAGCCAAUACAAACAAGCUACAGACAAUGUUCUGUGCUGGAUGAGGGCUCUCUACAACCGCCCGAGUACAAUUCCCCUGAACGAUCAUCUCCAGCUGGCCGUUUCAGCCGUUCGGGACGGAAUCCGAAUGCCUGAGAACAUGGCGGAAAACCUUGCAACAGCAUUCGAGCUACGAAAGAAGACAGCCGAGUUUCAUAGCCAAAGUGGAACAUCGGAUCACGGACACAACUACAUGAUCACAGUUCUUCAAACCAUUUCAACCAUCUUCUCCCUAUCAAGGCCGGCAACACCAGAACCGACUUCAGCAUGUGCCACAUUCCCGGCACCCGCUCCUUACAGGCAGGAGCACUUGACUCCUCGACCUCUUACUCCCCCUCAGCAGGGGUAUUUACCACCAUUUCCUUUUCAACAGGAAUGGUGCCCUCCUUCGUUCUGUGCAUAUGAUCAUCUCUAUCAAUAUCAACAACAGCCCUACGGCACCUCUCAUUCACCAGCUCCUUCUCCUUCACCAUCACUACCACCACCACCUGGCUUGUACCCACUUUGCCCAUCACUUCAGCCUCAAUCCUUUCACAUCAACCCAGCCUUCAGCAUGAGCACUCACAGCAUUGAUAUGCCAGCAUCAAUGUUUGAACGCGCUCCGGGCUAUUGA
Fonsecaea multimorphosa CBS 102226 is the source of this 687-nucleotide messenger RNA. RefSeq lists its product as uncharacterized. Lineage: Eukaryota; Fungi; Ascomycota; Eurotiomycetes; Chaetothyriales; Herpotrichiellaceae. The record is from RefSeq and is a predicted model, not a curated record. The transcript has a single exon. Bases 1 to 687 code for a protein of 228 amino acids.